Messenger RNA from Hyalella azteca, 1305 nucleotides. RefSeq lists its product as uncharacterized. The coding region runs from base 1 to 1173 and encodes 390 amino acids. The transcript is spliced from 6 exons. Lineage: Eukaryota; Metazoa; Arthropoda; Malacostraca; Amphipoda; Hyalellidae. The record is from RefSeq and is a predicted model, not a curated record.
AUGUCAGGAUACAACAAAACCAGUAAAAAAUCUCCGUCGAAUGAGCAGGAGGGCAGGUGGCGGCUGCAAGAAGUAGACGGGCUGCUGCCACACAUGGGGUGCCGCCUGCGCCAGUACUCAACCGCUGACCUCAGGCAGUGCGUCGUCAACAGGAGAGCCGGCGGCAGAACCUCUAAGCUGCUAUUCAUUGGAGACUCCAGAGUCCGGCAGCUCGUUGAAGUAUUCCUGGACCUUUACAGGGACUUGAAGUUCCAAAUCAGAACUCAUGAGGGCCAGGUUGUCGACGUGGAGGAGUUUUUAGGCGAAGAUGCCGAGAUAUUGUGGGACAAAUACAAGCGCGAGUUCAACGUUACGAGUGAAGCGCUGCCAGACUUCAGCGCCGACUUCUACUGGUCAUCUUUUAUGGGCAUUAAACCUACAGUCACCAUCUCGGAGCCCAUCCCUCACCCCAAUAGUUCCCGUAUACUCCAAGAACUCCACGAGAAAAAAAUUGCCGAUAAAUUGCGUACGCUGAGUGAAAAAGAAUUUGGGGAUGCAUACAAUAACGAAACCAAUGACGCUUUCGGUAAUGUAACGACCAGACAUGUGAGCGAUUUGCAUGCGGGUUCUCAGGCUUAUUUUUCAAACGAGAUACCAAAUACGUCCGAAACACAUACUCUACAUCGAAUCAACGAAAUCGAAAAUAAACGAAAGAUGAAACCGUUCAUCAGUAAACCACUGAAGAAACUCGAGAAUCUGAUUUCCGAAAACGGAAAACUUUCGGAUAUCGUUUUUUUAGGAACAGGGAUCUGGAGCUUGUCGCACUUCAAUAACUUCUUCAGGGUAUACGACGAAAUGACCCUGGCGCAGGUGAGGGCGCUGCGCCCCCUGCUGGCGGCCCUUGCUGAGAAGACGGACGUCGUGUGGAUCAUGCCGCCCCCCAUCAACGACCACCUCAUAACACUCCCCAUGAGUAACACACCACNUGCAGGUGACUGCUUGACACCCACGGCGCUUGCAGAUGAACUGCCUGAAAAUCCGCGCUUGUUCUACAAGAAGUCGUGGGCGUGCAGCGACCGCGUGCACACGAGCAACGAGGCGGCCGUCGUGGCCGUGGACAUGAUGGUCAACUACUUGUGUAAUGGCCACAUGCCGCCUGCAGACUACUGCUGCAGCCCGCCACUGCCGCACUGACCGCCUGCAGACUACUGCUGCAGCCCGCCACUGCCACACUGAUAGCCACAUGCCGCCUGCAGACUACUGCUGCAGCCUGCCACUGCCGCACUGACCGCCACAUGCCGCCUGCAGACUACUGCUGCACAGCUC